ACAAGUAUGAUGCACACGUGAAACAUGGACGACGACGAACGAGAAUGCCAUUCUCCGAUUUUAAACCAUUGAAUUGUUGUUAACAGCUAACAUUUUAAACAAGCCAGCACAGUACUGCUACGAUGGCAGAUGAAGAACCGACUCCUCCAACCGAUUUAACAAGAGAUGAUGGACCUCCAGAGAGUGGUGCUGGUCCCAAGGAGAUAUUAAUUCCUGAAGAGGAGGGCUGUUCAGAGAGUAGCUCUAGUUCUACAGAGGCCACUGAAGAUGACGGACUUACAGAGAGCAACUUUGGUCAUAUGGAAGCAGUAGUUCUUGAAGAUGAAAAGGAAGAAGAGCCCUCUGUGGUUGAAGAUAGUGAGAAGCCACAAGAUGUAGACCCUUCACUGGAUGUUGAAGGCGCUGCAGGGGUUACAGAAAAGAUGGAGGAUGACGAGGACGUGGAAGACUCGCUGUCAAGCGAUGACAUGGAUAUGUUGCUCAUUGCAGAUGAUUCUGACUCUAGCGAUGAAGAUACAGAUGCCUUGCUGGGGGGAAGUCUGGACAAAGAGGGUUCUUCAAUUGGAGACAGUUUAGAAAAAGAUGGUCCUUUGAUGGUGGAAAUUCCAGAGGAGGAUGAGGAUAGUUCCAAAGAUGGUCAGACCAGUAUGGAGGUCGGUGAUGAGGGUGAUUUGGAAUAUAACGUGAAGAUCACGCGAGUAGGUGGAGGUGACUUUGAGGGUUUUGAGAUCAUUCAUGAACCGGUUAGUAAGAGUCAUGUAAAAAGUCCGGCAAGAGGGAGUCCAGCAGAUGACAAUACAUCACCUGUGGAGGGAAAGACAAGCAAAAAAGGCAUUGCAUCUCAAGAGGAAGCUACACCAUGUAGUAGCAGUUCUGCCAACAAAGAAACAAAGGAUAGAAUGGAAAGGGAGGGGUCUAAGACAAAAGCGGAGGAAACCCGGUUCAGCAUUCCUCCAUCUGAGAGUGCCCGGUCAUCAAGUGCAUCAAGUGACAGUCAGAGGACGAUACCUUUGGACGUUGAGCCAAGUGACCGUAGCAUGAGGCGGCCAUGUUCGCCGACCUCCUCCCGGUCAAGCGAAAACAAGUCCAGCGUCAGGCUCCCAUCAUCCCCGUUUUCCAGCGAUUACAAACCGUCAACCCCAGGGACGCUUUCUAGUCGUAGCAGCACCACAGGGAGCUUUGACGAGAGUGGAAGGUUCGCAGGGGAUUCUACCAAUAGCACUAAGCUGCGUGCCAUGCGUAACUCGACUCGAGAGCGGAGAGAGAACAGGGAGGAACGCGAGAGGCGGGAUAAACUGUCCAAGAGUGAGAGGAGUCGAGAGCUAAGCAGGAGCAAGUCGCAUGUGGACAAGAGGAACCUUAGCAAUCCGAAAGGUGCUCCCGUGGAGGGCAAACCCUCGCCCCCUAAACUCAGAAGCAAGAUGACUAGAAUAGGCUUUGAUUUUGAACCUGGUUUCAAGCUGGAGGCAAUGGACUACAAGAAUAAUUGGUAUCCAGCCAAGAUCCUACAGGUCGAUGAGAAGGGCAAUCAGAUACAGAUCCAUUUUGAAGGCUGGAACUCACGCUAUGACGAAUGGGUCCAUUACAACACCCCUAAGCUCCGCCCACUCGUCCGGAUGUCCAAUCGCAAGGAUGGAUUUAAGGAGACUCCUGCUGGGAAUCAUAAGAUUGGUGAUGAGGUGUUGGCCCGAUGGUCCGAUUGUCGCUACUAUCCAGGCAUCAUCGUUGGCAUCAAUGUAUCUGGGAGUUACAGAAUUAUAUUCUACGAUGGAAUUGAGAAAAAUGUCCAGGGUAUAAACGUCAGGUAUAUGCCCGAGGCGCUCAAGAAACAGGAUUUUUUCAGCAACCUUCAGCCUCAGAUAGAGAGAGCACAGCGCAAUGCUGCACAGAGAAAAGCAAACAGAAUGAGGGCAGAAGCAAGGAAAUCACGCCCUCCAUCUUCAGCCUCAUCCAGUACCGGAUCUAGCCCUCCAGAGGAGCGUAAGAGAAAGCUCUCAACUUCCUCGUCUACCACCCCCUCUACUAGUGCUGCAAAUGUCAAAAGGUCAAGGUCUAGCUCAGAGCAUGUUCAAGGGUCAAGUGAAGAGGUCACAAGCAAUCUGGGCGAAGAAGGUCGGAGGUCGAGAAAUGUGAGCGAAGAGGGUCGGAGGUCAAGAAAUCUUAGCGAAGAGGGUCGGAGGUCAAGAAAUCUGAGUGAAGAGGGUCGGAGGUCGAGAAGGAGUACGGAGGAGGUCAAAUCACCAAAGGCUACAGAUGUUGAUCCGAAAAGGUCAAAGUUCGCAAAGCUGUCACCGGAUGCACCUGCACCGGUACCGGCCAGGAAAGGAGGGCACUUUUUGAUGGGAGGUUUCAAGAAGAAAGAGGAAAAGAGAGAGAGGGCCGGUGUCAGGCUUGCUUCAACUGAGCCCACCACUACCCCGAGGUCUAGGCAUGUUGGUAGGCCCUCAGGUAGCCAUCAGGGAAAAGAACUCCGAUCAGCUAGCAGUUCUGCAACUCAAGCUCCUACUGUGCAAGAAAGAACGAGUACUGCCCCUCAAGCAUCUGUAGAGGGCAGCAGUCAAAUUCCAGACAAAAGUAAAGCUCCAGGACCUGUUACAUCGGCUGCAGCAGGAGCAACCCCUACCCCACCAUUGAGAGGUAGACCAGGUCAUGUAAUAAUUCCUCUCGUGGAACACAUCUCAAUGGACGAGCGUCUUGAGGUGGCUAAGAAUCUGGAGAAACUACGAGCUAUCGCUUCAAAGGAACCUUUAUUUGCCAAUACUCAAAUUGGCCACUUGAAGGAUCCAACAAAAUUCAUUGCACCUAAAGAGUUGAUCGUGGACCUGGAUCAUAACAAAUUCAAGUGUGAGGUCUCCGGUUGUACCAAGUCCUUCCGGAAGGCCAGUCUCUUGGAGUCCCACAUGAAGUACUACCACACUGAGCUGGGAGCAGAGUCUGCAGGUCCAGCGUAUGACAAGGAUAAGGACAAGUCUGCAGUCAGGCCAAGGAAAAGGAACUAUUCAGCUACCCAGGCAACCUCGUCAAAAAUUCGAAGGGAUUCUGGAAAUUCCAGCUCAGCAGCCGGCCCAACCUCCCCAUCUUCUCCUCCUGCCAGAUUGGUUGUCAAGCGAUCGUCGGCUCCAGACACUAUCUCCUCCCCCGCCGCCGCAGCAGCGAAGAAACCAGAAACACCUGUCAUGAUGAAAUCACCCCGAUCCCCACCGCCGAUCAAGAGCCCAAAGUCUCCUCCAGCCCAGCUGAUGAAAUCGCCAAAGAGUCCUCCCGCACAGCUGAUGAAGUCACCAAAGUCCCCUCCUCUGGCGGGCCAACUGAUGAAGUCGCCGAAGAGUCCACCGCUCCAGGUCACCAAGAUCCCCAAGUCUUCAUCCGCGACAUCACCCUCUGGCUCCACCAAAGACAUCAAGUCUCUCAAGGAGAUGAAACCUCCCAAGGAGGCCAAAUCACCCAAGGAAACCAGUUCAGCUAAAUCACCAAGGGCACUACAGACGAUGAAGACGGAGAAGAAGGUGAAAGACGAAGAGACGAGCGAGUCGCCGGGAGCAACCGGUAGGGUGAGACACGAGAGUAAGUCGGACAAAAGCUCCAAGGAAGAUAAGAAGGGUUCAUCAAGUGAGGGUGGUGGAGAAACAAGUAAGAAAGAUUUAACAACGAAGGGAGGUCUGUUGAUGACGAGUGAUAUUAAAAAGACUGAGAAGACAUCUCCAUCAUCUUCCAAAUCAACAACAGGGAGCGUCGUCACACCGUCGAUUGUUCCGGUGGUCCGAGCAGACAAGUCCAAGGCUGAAGCAGGAGGUGUCGUGAAGCGGGAGGGCGUGCCAAAGAUGGACAAGCUCAAGCACAAGAAACACAAGGACAAACAUAAAAAGCACAAGGACAAGAAGAAGAAGAAAAAGAAGAAGAAGGAAAAGGAGAAGAAAAAGAAGAAGAAGAAGAGGCAGAAGGAUGGAGGGAAGAUGGGAGUCACCAAGGGGCACAAGUACAAGGAUAUUGAUGAGUACAUCCUGGAGAAAAAGAAGAAGGAAUUCCAAUUUGAAAUGCCUCUCCCUGUAUCCCAGUUCAAGGAGAACUACAGUCGACAUCCUGCCCCCAUCUUGAAGUCUCAGCUCCUGAGGAGUGUGGAGAGGAUAGAUGCAGGUCACGGGAGGGGGGCUGGAGAGGGGGAGAUAGUCAGAUGUAUCUGCUACCGGAAGACGGAGGAAGGCUUCAUGAUCCAGUGUGAACGUUGUCUGUGCUGGCAGCAUAGUAGCUGUGUGGGACUAACCAAGUCUACUGUACCUGACCAGUAUGUCUGUCUCAUCUGCUUCAAUCCACGAGACCAGAGAGUGAGUGCCAAAUACCGAUACGGUCAGACGUGGCUGGACGACGGGAAUCUGGCAUCGUUUUCCUUCGCGCCCAAGGAACAUGUGAAGGAGGCGUCUCAUAAUCUUGCAGCGACCAACCGGCUCAUCGGUGAGAUGCACACCAUCAAUGAGGUGCUACGUGGACUCAGGGAGAAGCUGCAUAUUCUUCAAACUGAUGAUCAUCCAGCCAUGAAACUCUGGGCUAGAUCAUGGAUAAAGCCCAAGGUACCUGAGAAACCAAAACCCAAACCAGCUCCACUUGUCAUACCUAGUCUAGAGUCCAGCCUGAGUCCCACCCUAGACUCUAGCCUAUCAGAGUUCAAAGAUACACUGAGCAUCGAUGGAAGUCUGGAUCCAGAGGCUAGCUUGACGCCACACCAGACAGAGCAGAUUGCUAUCAUCAUGGCCAUGAGCGGUGACCUGGAGAUGGCCACGUUGGCAAACCUAGCGCUUCCCUGCGAGGUCGGGCUUGACUCCUCUGCGUCGUCCAUGAUCGAUGGAAGCCUCCUGAAGGAAGACCAGAACCUAGGGGAUGUGGAGAUGGGUGGGCUGUCCAGUGUAGGGCAAGGAGAAGUAGUAGACGUUGGGAUUGGAGUGCUGUCGAGCGCUGUGGGUGGAAUGGAGGUCAAGAACGCACCAGGACUAACAACAGAAAACAAAGCUCCAACCGUUGCGACACCAGGAAUGGCUGCAGCAUCUGCAGCAUAUGAUGCUGGUAAUGUUGAUGAGAUACCCUUAGCUAACAUUCCAAAGACACCAGUGAUACAGAAGAGCCGAAGUGAAGACUUUGAUCCUCCCACAGUAAAGUUUGUAAUGUCUUCAGGCACUGAAAGGUCACCAGCAAAAGAGCCUGCGAUUGUAGACAUCAGUGACAUUCCAUCGACAUCAGCUGGCCCCAGCCAGGAGCAGCUGGAGGCAGCCGGUAUGAUGCGGUUUCAGCCGCUCACUCACAGUGGCAGGAGAGAAGAGACACGCAGACCACCAAGCCCCCUGCCUCAGGAUGAAAGCAGUCUAGAUACAGAGAGUUCAAUGGAAGUGGAUAUAGAAGAUGCAAAGCCUGAUCAAAGCAAGGAAGUGUUAAUAAGCAGGACUGCAGAAGCAGAAACUAAGGAGGACGUAGAGAGUAUGGAUAAUUUGCAAGAACCUGAAAGUGGUCCAUCAGCUUCUAUAAAGCCCAAGUCUCAGACUCAGUUGGACACUGUUCCUAUCAAGGAGCCUUCAAUCACAAAAUCUCCUGUAGAAGGUGACACCUCAGUAGUACCUGAUCCUCAUAUAGAUGAUGGCUCAGUUGUUCCCAGAGCAAAACCUGAAGGAAUCAGUCAUCAAUCAACACAAAGUGAGACUGCUCCAGAAUUAGUUGCUACAAAUGAACAAGAUGAUGGGAAACAGAAAGAAGAGGCCAGUUCAGUGAAUGAAAAUAUUGCUAGUACAGAAACUGACCAGGAGACGGAGAAGGAGGACAGCUCAGCGAAACCAGACAUUGCAUCUCUAGCAGAUGGUAAGGUACCUGAAGAUAUGGCAAUGGAUACCGUGAGUGAUGUGCAAUCAGAAGAUAGUGAGGCAAGAGUUCCAACAGAUCACAUCAAUCCCACCCCUGAUGCCAUGGACGUACGGAAACAUACAGAAAAUGUUAUCACACCUGAUGAUGCACCCCAGGACAUCCCACCUGCAGAGACACAGACUGUUAAAGAUUCUUUGAAAGAAGGGCAAGAUGACACUUUACCCGCUAACUCUGGUCAAGAAUCAGGCAUUCCAUCAAGCACCAGCUCAAGUGUUACACCUUCCACUAUGGAGGGAAUCGAGCCAAGUACGGCAGCAAAUCCAGCUAGUGAUGAUGUGGCUCUUGUUCCUUCAGUCUCCUUUGAUCAGCCCCAUCUUACUCCUGACACCAGUGUUCAAGUAGAUGCAGGGACAGUUACAUCAUCAGAUUCUGUCAACAAAGGAACAGCAAUGACUGGUUCUGUUGAUCCAGGAGGGUUGGUUGUGCCACCGACCGUUGGGCCCGCUGGGGAUGGCCAAGCACCUGUCACACCCGAUGUCGGUGUCCUUGGUCCAGUGGGGAUGAGCGGAGAUGCACCACCAGUCCCAAUGGAGGCAGAAGACCAACCAUCAACAUCAGGUUUCACCAACCAACCAAUCCCAUCUGGAGUGAAUCUGGGUGGGAGUGGUGUGUGGACACCUGUUAAGAACGUGCCAGAGGUGCCAACGCCACCCACUCAGCAGAAGAAGAGUCCAGCCAAGAAGGAGGAGGUGAUAGAGCUCAAGGGGUCACUCCGGAUCAUCAAGGUUCCUCUGAGCGUAUGCAAGAAGAACCUCAAGGAACACAUUGAGCACCUGGAAGCUGAGCUGGACAAGAGGAUGGAUAUCAUAGAGGAGGAGGCUAAUGCCCUUGAGCAGCAGUUUGCAGAGUUACCCGGUUUGAGCCCUGACAUCCGAGGUCUAGCUACCAUGAAUGAUACUUUCCUCAAGACCAAGCUACAAACCCUUCUCGGUGACCUGGAGCGCAUCAGUAACAUUGUAGCAUUGUGAGAAGAAAGGUUCACCUGUCUUUAAUUUCUCUGUUACAGCCUCUUUUAUUUCCUGGCUGUCAUCAAAAUAUAUUUAGUGUGAUUUAGACUGGUACAAAACUCUUCUUGGUGACUUGGAGCGCAUCAGUAACAUUGUAGCAUUGUGAGAAGAAAGGUUCACCUGUCUUUAAUUUCUCUGUUACAGCCUCUUUUAUUUCCUGGCUGUCAUCAGAGUAUAUUUAGUGUGAUUUAGACUGGGACAAACCUCUUCUUGGUGGCUUAGAGCGCAUCAGUAACAUUGUAGCAUUGUGAGAAGAAAGGUUCACCUGUCUUUAAUUUCUCUGUUACAGCCUCUUUUAUUUCCUGGCUGUCAUCAAAAUAUAUUUAGUGUGAUUUAGACUGGUACAAAACUCUUCUUGGUGACUUGGAGCGCAUCAGUAACAUUGUAGCAUUGUGAGAAGAAAGGUUCACCUGUCUUUAAUUUCUCUGUUACAACCUCUUUUAGUUGUUGGUUGUCAUCAAAAGAUAUUCAGUGUGAUUUAGACUGGGACAAACUCUUCUUGAUGACUUGUAGUGCAACUAAGUACAUUAAUAACAUUGUAGCUUUUUUGAGAAGAUGUGUUCACCAGUCUCUAAUUCAUUCUGUCUCUCUAUUCCAUGGGUUUGA
Molecule: messenger RNA, 7514 nt
Organism: Strongylocentrotus purpuratus (purple sea urchin)
Lineage: Eukaryota; Metazoa; Echinodermata; Echinoidea; Camarodonta; Strongylocentrotidae
Exons: 20
Coding region: 123-6869 (2248 amino acids)
Biological process (GO): regulation of transcription by RNA polymerase II
Cellular component (GO): nucleus; NSL complex
Source: RefSeq, a predicted model, not a curated record